AAACGUACAGUGCCAGUGAUGUACGCAUGGGACAAAUUCACACGCAGUGAAGGCAAGGGAAGGAGAAGCAAAUAUUGUUUUAGAAAAUAACCCGACCCGUGUAAAAGUCUAAGGAGCUAUAACCUAAUAUAGCUGUUCAAGAAAUUGGGAUGAACUGAUGGUACUAACGCAAUGGCAACGCCAGCUGUUCGCAUGUUUCGGAGGUUAGAGGGUCUGUUUUGUGUUUACAAACCCCCGGGUAUUCACUGGAAACUCGUACGGGACAGCAUCGAGACAAAUCUUCUUAAAGGUUUGAACGCCACACCUUCUCGGCCACUUCCUCGGGAGGUCCGUUUCUUGCCACAGCCAGGCAGCGAUGCUGAGGGACCCGAGGGACCUAAGGAACUCAAACUGUGUGCAGCGUCUGUGCCUGUGCUGUCCAAGCACCCUCUGGUAAUUGGGCCUGAAUUCCAGCAUAUUCAAGUUGGGGUAGGACAUCGUCUGGAUGCGUUUUCUUCUGGUGUUCUGGUUCUUGCAGUUGGGAAUGGAAACAAGGUCCUGAAUGAUUUCUACAAAACACGAAUCACAAGGGAUUACACACUGGAGGGUGAAUUUGGGACUGCAAGCGAUGAUUUCUCUCACACAGGUCGAGUUGUGGAACGGUCCACCUAUGGUCACAUCACACAGGACAAACUGGACAGAGUACUGGCAGUGUUGCAGGGAGCCAAUCAGAAAGCCUUGUUAAUGUAUUCCAAUGUAGACAUGAACACACAGGAAGCCUUUGAACUGGCAGUGCGAGGUUUACUGGGUCCAGAGGGAAAGUCACCGCCUAUUUUGACAGGCCUGCGUUGCAUUCACUUUGAGCCUCCCAACUUCACUUUAGAGGUGCAGUGCCUAAAUGAAACGCAAAAAUAUUUGCGCAAAGUUGUGCAUGAGAUAGGACUUGAGCUGCGCAGCACAGCAGUGUGUAAAGGAGUUAGACGGACCAGAGAUGGACCAUUCACUCUGCAGGACGCCCUGACCCGUCACCACUGGACUGCUACUGAUGUCAUGCAGGCCAUCCAGCACUACCACUCCUCUAAGAAAAAUAAAACACUCUCCCAGUCGCACAGCAAGAAACCAGGAUUACAAACAAUGGAAGAGAAUAUGACAGUCAGUCAACAAAAUGAACCCAACAAGGAAGCAGCAGCAGGUAGACUUGACUAAAUGGUUAAGUGGCUGAUCACAAAAAACUGUUAAUGAAUCAUGUCUACUGUUUGUUUUAUGAAUAUUUCAUUUUCAUCAUUAUUAUAUAUUAUGUAUGUAAUGUUGGCUUAAUUUCCAAAUUCUUAAUAUAAAAGUGGUUUAUUUUUAUGUUGAAAUAAAUCUGAAAAUUUGA
Molecule: messenger RNA, 1357 nt
Organism: Monopterus albus (swamp eel)
Lineage: Eukaryota; Metazoa; Chordata; Actinopteri; Synbranchiformes; Synbranchidae
Gene: trub2
Product: TruB pseudouridine (psi) synthase family member 2
Exons: 8
Coding region: 172-1185 (337 amino acids)
Biological process (GO): RNA processing; pseudouridine synthesis
Molecular function (GO): RNA binding; pseudouridine synthase activity
Source: RefSeq, a predicted model, not a curated record